GCUUUAUUCUAUUGUGCAAUCCGAUUGUUUAAAGUUCCAAUGACAGACGAGAUAUGUCCUAUACAGUUCCAAAGCAAUUCUUAUACAGUAGACGAAAUGGAUUUAGUUUGGUUUGGAGGCAGUUCUAUCGUUUACUCUGUCGACUUCUUCUCAAUGAAUUCUAAAGUUACAAGUACAGAUACUUCAAAAUGUUCUGGUGGGGCCUCUACGGCUAAAGAAAGAAGACCGUGUUUAAAGCUGGAUUUAAACAUCAGUCAGGUGUAUAAAGGAUUUGUUAUACAAGUGUACCUACCUGGAGGUGCAAUAGUUAUAAUGUUAUGGCUAGGUUUCUUCAUUCAUUUGAACGAGGUUUCAGCUAGAGUCCGCGUAGUAUCGAUUGGAUUUACAGCAAUGAUCACACAAAUGGUGGGAGUUAUGAUCGUUUUUCCUGAUACCGUACAAUUAGAACCACUUCUGGUGUGGAAUACAUUUUGUUUAUGCAUGAAUCUUAUAGCAUUUAUAGAAUUCAUCGUAGUUCAUAAUAUGUAUAUCACACGUGAACUAUGGAAAAACCAAAAUAAAGAAAUAAUUGUAAGCAGUCAUAGAAUCACUCAAGUACAACCAAUAAACGACGAUACUGAUAAUGCUACAACUCUAACAAAGAGACCACCGUACUGCAUUACUCCAUACAGAAUGGAUAAAAUAUGCAUGGUUCUCUUCAUGUUUACUUUUCUUAUUUUCAAUGUUGCUUAUUGGAGCACAUUCAUGUUGGCUUGA
Mytilus californianus (California mussel) is the source of this 756-nucleotide messenger RNA. Its product is annotated as glutamate-gated chloride channel-like. Gene Ontology annotation, biological process: monoatomic ion transmembrane transport. The coding region runs from base 40 to 756 and encodes 238 amino acids. The transcript has 3 exons. Lineage: Eukaryota; Metazoa; Mollusca; Bivalvia; Mytilida; Mytilidae. Gene Ontology annotation, molecular function: transmembrane signaling receptor activity; monoatomic ion channel activity. Gene Ontology annotation, cellular component: membrane. The record is from RefSeq and is a predicted model, not a curated record.